This is a messenger RNA of Periophthalmus magnuspinnatus, 4951 nucleotides long. Its product is annotated as transient receptor potential cation channel subfamily V member 1-like. The record is from RefSeq and is a predicted model, not a curated record. The transcript has 15 exons. Gene Ontology annotation, biological process: calcium ion import across plasma membrane. Bases 80 to 2347 code for a protein of 755 amino acids. Gene Ontology annotation, molecular function: calcium channel activity; protein binding. Lineage: Eukaryota; Metazoa; Chordata; Actinopteri; Gobiiformes; Gobiidae. Gene Ontology annotation, cellular component: membrane.
UUACAAUACCUGUCCUACUGCUCCAUACACCGACUAGGCAGCAACGCUGUAACAUAUCAGUGAAUAUUCUUGUAAUAAAAUGGAUAUAGAGAAACAGAAGGAAAAACUAGAGGAGGAAGAUGAAGAGGAGAAUGAUGGACUGGCAUGGCUUCUGCGGAUUGACAGUUCAGAUGUGGCACCCUCUCCCAUGGACACCAACAUCACACAGUGCAGUCUGUAUCUGGAUGGACAGGAUGGUAAGUGCACUCUGGAGUUUUCCCGAGAGCGCGUGUUUAAAGCUGCCUCCUGUGGUGAUGCCUCACAGCUCCAAGGUCUACUGGAGUUUCUGACAGUUAACAACAAACGCCUCACCAGCCCUGAGUUCAUAGGAGAGUCCAAUGGGAAAACAGCACUGCUGAAGGCCUUGUUGAACCUAAAGAAUGAUAAAAAUGAUGCCAUUCGAGUGCUCCUGGACAUAGCAGAAAAAACAGGAGAUCUAAAGAAAUUGAUCAAUGCAUCCUACACAGAUAAUUACUAUCACGGGCAGACUGCUCUGCAUGUGGCCAUCGAGAGGAGGAGCCUGGACCAUGUGAAGCUGUUGGUCGAGAAAGGAGCAGAUGUACAGGUCAAAGCCAAUGGCAAGUUCUUUCAGCUGAAUGAAGAAUCAGGCUUUUAUUUUGGGGAGCUGCCUCUGUCUCUGGCAGCCUGCACCAACCAGCCUGAGGUGGUGUCCUAUCUCCUGGACAACCCUCACAGACAAGCCGAUGUGGCAGACAGAGACUCCGAUGGCAACACUGUCCUGCACGCUUUGGUGGUGAUCGCAGACAACAGCCCUGAGAACACAGACAUGAUCGCAGACAUGUACAACAAGAUUCUGACUGAGCACCACAUACUGCACAGGGACAGCCCUGUCCGCCUGGAGGACAUCAAGAAUAACCAAGGACUCACACCUCUCAAGUUAGCCGCCAAGCUAGGCCGGAUAGGGUUGCUGAAGCAUAUGCUGCACAGAGAGCUUCUGGACAAAGGGUCUCGUCCUCUGUCCAGGAAGUUUACUGAAUGGGUGUAUGGGCCGGUGCACUCCUCUCUGUAUGACACCAGCUCCAUCGACACGGAUGAAGACAACUCUGUGCUGGAGAUCAUUGUGUUUGGCAGCAAAAUCCCUAACCGCACAGAGAUGCUGCAGUUGGAGCCUCUGUGCAGUCUUCUGAAGGACAAGUGGGAGCGCUUUGCCUCCAAACUUUUUCUUUUCAACUUCCUGGUUUACAUGGUUUACCUUAUCAUCUUCACCGCUGUGGCCAUCAACAGGAAGGAGGGGAAGCCCCCGUUCCCCAUCGAGGAUGUUCCUGAUGACUACCUGCGCAGCACUGGACAGGUCAUCAGUGUGCUGGGAGGACUCUGGUUCUUUUACAAAUCAGUGGUGAUCUUCAGGAAAAACCCACCAAAGUUCAGCAGUCUCUACACAGAUGGCUUCUGUGACAUUCUCUUCUUCUUCCAGGGCACUCUGAUCCUGCUUUGCGUUCCUCUGUAUCUGUGUGGACUCAGGGAGUACGUGGGACUGCAGGUCAUCUCUCUGGCUCUGGCCUGGGUUAAUACUCUAUAUUAUGCGAGAGGAAUCAAACAACUGGGCAUUUACAGUGUGAUGAUGCAGAGGAUGAUCCUCAGAGACCUCCUGCACUUCUUGUGUGUUUAUGCUGUCUUCCUCUUUGGCUUCUCAGCUGCUAUAGUUUCUCUGAUUGAAGAGAACUAUCCUGCUGAUGAAGAACACACCAGCCGUUCCAAGGCCCUCGGUAGGGGAGUUAGCCCAGAGAUGAUUCUUUGUGAAAAACCCUCAUACAACGACUUUAGCUUCACCAUUCUGGAGCUGUUUAAGUUCACUAUUGGCAUGGGAGACCUGGAGUUCACUGAUCAUGUCCAGUAUAAAGAGGUCUUCUACAUCCUACUCAUCUUCUACAUUGUCCUCACCUACAUCCUGCUGCUGAACAUGCUCAUAGCCAUAAUGGGCAACACUGUGGAGAGGAUCUCCAGUGAGAGCGAGAACAUCUGGAACCUGCAGAGAUCCCUCACCAUUUUGGACUUGGAGAGUUCUCUGCCACAGUGGCUGAAGGAGAAGCUUUACUCAGGAAAGUCCAAAAUCAUCAUCAAGCCUAACAUAAAUAAGGAGCAGAGCCAAAGACUGUUACGAGUGGAGGAGGUGAACUGGACUAAGUGGCGCUCAGACCUUCAUGUGUUUCAGCAGGAGGAUCCUGGGGGCCACAUGACCACUGAGCCCCAGUCCAAAGGAGGACCCCAAUGGAACUUCAACCUUUUUAAAGAACGACUUUGGCGCCGAAAUAAUCAGUCACAAGGCUACAAUUUUCCAACCAUUUAACAACAAUGCUCACCAAAGUGAGUAGAGUUAUUGUCAUAAUCAUGUGUCCUUCUUACAGUAGCCCUGCCCAGCUCAGCCCACGUAUAUACUCUAUGUAUUCAGUAGAGGAUUUGUAGUGUAGUGGAAAUGCAAUAUUAAUCAGAGGAGUCUAUAGCAGAGCCAGUAUUUCUAGAGGCUGAGAGUCAAAUGAGUGAGGCCAAGAGUGUCUGUAAGGUACUCUAUGUAAGAUUUUGAUUUUUUAAUUUCAUUAACUAGACCUAUUUGUGUCUCAAGAUGUGGCAUUAACAUGCUCAAGCAAUUGUUAUGCUGAUUUAUUUUUAAUUACAAAAUCACUGGGCAUGAUGUUCCAUUUAUUUAUGUUAUAAUUUGGUGUUUUGGUUCUCAAGAUGAUUUUCCAAUCAGAAAGCAGAAGGAGGCUCAGAUAAGUGUCUCAUUUAGGUUGCCAUUUUCAAUGCUGAAAUCCCAUUAUGUUAAACCUAAAAGACUCGCUAAUCUGAAUCCUCAGUAUGUAACCACCAGCACCUGCAGCAAAUAAUUCAUGAUAGUGCUAGUGCAGCCUCUGCAGGUCAGUGAGUGAAUUCUGGAGGUUAUGAGCUUUCACAUGAGGCAUAGCCUGUCCAUAUAGGCCUACUGAGAAUGUGUCCUCUAAAUGAAGGAUAAGGCACUUUUUUCACAGUUGUGCUUGUAGUGUCUUUUGUAGUCUAUUUUUGAAACAGUAAGAAGACAGUUAGACUGCAUGAAGUCCCUAAAGGAUCACGCUCUCUAUGAAAAUAGAUUCAGUGCAUCAUAAUAUUUACUUAUAAAAUGUUUUCUGUGGUUUGUAAUAGCGUCUAUACAAAGUGUAUAUAAAGAUAAUGGUGGUGUAGUGCAAAGAAAGACUCCAACACUUAAAAAGAAUGAACUGUAUUGCAGUAAGUUCAGUUUCAUUUGUUUCAGUUACAUUAAACCCAUGCCAUGUUUUUGAAAUGUUUGAAACUUUUUUUAUAUAUACUUUAUAACAAAAAUUAUCUUUUUUUUUUUUUUUUUUUAGGUUGAUUGUAUUUUACAGUCUUAAAUAAAUCUGUCCAUCACACAAAUUUGUAUAUAUACUGUUCACACAUACAAAACUCAGUAAUAGUUUUUCUAUUAUUCAGGUCAGGCAUAGAUUGAAGUUCACAGUUAGGGACAGAGACAUUGACAGAAAUAGCACAUAAACUCAACUAUCUGGAUCUGGCCCUGGCUGUCCCCAGUGCUUCAGUAUAUAGCUUACCACUGUGAGCUCAGGUCCAGCCAGAACAGUAGAAGAUCAUGCUGAGGGCUACAUACGGUUUGGACAUGCAAAGGAACACAAGGGGGCACAGCUAACGAGACACAUUUAAGAACAGUCCGUCACGGACAUCCUAAGAAACCCCAAUCUUGUCAGUGCUUACAGUAUAGAGUAUAGAGAGAAAUAUGUUGACCAAAAUAUGUUGUAAGCAAGUAUAUCAAUAAAUGCAGUUGUACAGUUUAAAUUUCACUCUCCAAGGGUGUGUUUACACUUGUCCUGGUUUGAGUCCAGGUUAGUCCUGGUGUACACCUGAUUUAGUCCUGGUUUACAUUUGGAUUACCGGUAGUUCUGAUCUAGUUCUGGUUUAGUUCCAGGUUUAGUCCUAAUUGGAUGUGUUGUGUGCAGAGGUGGGAAGAGUAGUCAGAAAAUGUACUCAAGUAAGCAUAAUAUUACUUUUAGAUAUAUGGCUCAAGUAGAAGUAAAACCCAAAUAAUUACUCAUGUAGGAGUAAAAAAGUAUUUGUAGAAAUUACUACUUGAAUACUAAGUGAAAACAGUUUGGAUGUAAAAUGUAUUUAAAAAGGGAUUCAUCAUAUAUAAGUUAAUAUAAUCAGAACGAUGCACAAAUUAGAAUGAAAUUACAAAAAAAACAAAAAAAACCACAAAAAAAAACACAUCUUAAGAUAAAGUGUAAUAAUAAUAAUAUUAAUAAUAAAGUGUAAAGUGCAAAUGUUGUAAUGUUGUUCAUAUAAUGCUUUGGUCACAACAGAAUUACUGUGUGUGUGCAAGUGUGAACGCACCCUAAUAGCGGCAUUAAUAACGGCAUUAUAAUAUCAAACCUCUAAGUAAACAGACUGACUGUAAACAUGCUUCUGACACUAACCUGGAGACGAACCCACACUGAAGCUUAGAAGCGACUCCAGUGUUAAACAAUAUUCAGUAUUGUAAUAUUGCACAAUUGACCGAUAGCUGCAAAUGAGAAUCUAAAUAAUAUGGCCGUAUAUAUUUUACUACAGUGCUUCAAAGCUGUGAAAGGCUCAUUUUACAAAAAUAAAAUACAAAAGGAAAGUUGGUAUCAAAAUCAGGUACAUUUGUCCAAGAUAUCUUUUUCCAAAAUCUUACAAAAUCUUAAAGGGUUUCCUAAUUGAAUUGUACAUUUAGCUUAGUGGUCCAUUCGGAAGCCCUUACACAGAUUUAAGAGCCAAUAAGUCCGUCAGUUAUGUGCCUGAGAGAGCUUCUUUGUGAUUGGCUCUCCUCUUUUCAUCUUUGGAAAAACUGCACUACAGUAAGUGCUGAAUCAGGACAGACACAUUUGAACUCAGCUUGACAGAACAGUAGUGUGCCUUCAGAUGGAGAGAG